Molecule: messenger RNA, 729 nt
Organism: Lagenorhynchus albirostris (white-beaked dolphin)
Lineage: Eukaryota; Metazoa; Chordata; Mammalia; Artiodactyla; Delphinidae
Product: heterogeneous nuclear ribonucleoprotein A1-like
Exons: 1
Coding region: 1-729 (242 amino acids)
Molecular function (GO): RNA binding
Source: RefSeq, a predicted model, not a curated record
AUGCUGAGCAAAUGGGGAACGGUCACAGACUGUGUGGUAGUGAGGGAUCCAAACACCAAGCGCUCCAGAGGCUUUGGGUUUGUCACAUAUGCCACUGUGGAGGAGGUGGAUGCAGCCAUGAAGGCAAAGCCACACAAGGUAGAUGGAAUAGUUGUGGAACCAAAGAGGGCCGUCUCAAGAGAAGAUUCUCAAAGACCUGGUGCCCACUUAACUGUGAAAAAGAUUUUUGUUGGUGGCGUUAAAGAAGACAUUGAAGAACAUCACCUAAGAGAUUAUUUUGAACAGUAUGAGAAAACUGAAGUGACUGAAAUCAUGACUGACCGAGGCAGCGGCAAAAAGAGAGGCUUUGCUUUCGUAACGUUUGAUGGCCAUGACUCAUUAAACAAGAUUGUCAUUCAGAAAUACCGCACUGUGAAUGGCCACAACUGUGAAGUAAGGAAAGCCCUACCUAAGCAACAGAGGGCUGGUGCUUCAUCCAGCCAAAGAGCUGGAAGUCGUUCUGGAAGCUUUGGUGGUGGUCUUGGAGGGGGCUUUGGUGGGAAUGACAGCUUUGGUCGUGGAGGAAACCUCAGUGGUCGAGAUGCCUUUGGUGGCAGCCACAGUGGCGGUGGGUGUGGUGGCAGUAGGGAUGGCUGUAACGGGUUUGGUAAUAGUGGAAGCAAUUUUGGAGGUGGCGGAAGCUACGACGAUUUUGGCAGUUACAACCAUCUUCAAAUUUUGGACCCAUGA